Paracoccidioides brasiliensis Pb18 is the source of this 186-nucleotide messenger RNA. RefSeq lists its product as uncharacterized. The coding region runs from base 1 to 186 and encodes 61 amino acids. The record is from RefSeq and is a predicted model, not a curated record. The transcript has a single exon.
AUGGAAUUCAAUUCACAGUAUAUCCAGCGCCCCGCUGAAAAUCACCCCUUUCAGCAUGCAGAACAGUCUGGAUACAAAAACCAGCGACCAACAGCUGUAUCCCGCGCCCAAAAGAGGGAAGGGGGUGUGCCAAGACAAAGCUUGAUCCGUCUUGGCGCGGUCAGACACAAGCAUCGGAUCAGGUGA